AUGGCGAAUAUAAGGAGCGUUCUUCAAAGCUAUGGCUUUGUCUUUUUCUUUGUUGUGGUGCAGUACGCACACGGAGACCUGAGCUAUUCCGUACAGGAGGAGCUCAAGCGCGGAUCUGUUAUUGGAAAUAUCGCCAAGGAUCUCGGCCUGGAGGUGGGCAGACUGUCUGCUCGCAGGGCUCGUGUUGACAUGGAAGGAAACGACAGACAGUAUUGCGAGAUUAACCUCCGAAACGGAGAUUUAAUCGUUGCGGAAAGAAUCGACAGAGAGGAGCAUUGUGGGGAAAAGCCUUCGUGUGUUCUUAAAUUCGACUUGCUUUUAGAAAAUCCAUUGGAGUUACACCGGUUGACCCUGCAGGUGCAGGACAUAAAUGACAAUGCACCAAUUUUCCCGAAGGAUACCGUAAAGCUGGAAAUUAGAGAGUCAGCUGACAAAGGAGCUAAGUAUCGCAUUAAUGCAGCGCACGAUGCAGAUAUAGGCAAGAACUCAGUUGAAAGCUAUAUUUUGCAACAAAAUCCUCACUUUGUGUUCAGUAGUCAGACAACAAGUUCUGGUAGUAAAUACGGUGAAUUGGUUUUAGAUGUAGAAUUAGACCGAGAGGAGCAGCAGGAAAUGAAAUUAUUGCUCACGGCUGUAGACGGAGGCUCUCCUCAGAGAUCCGGUACUGUAGUCAUACACGUCAUUGUACUUGAUGCUAAUGAUAACGCCCCAGUUUUCACUGAGGCCGUUUAUCAAGCCACGCUACCUGAAAACUCAGCUAUUGAUACCCCAGUUAUCACUGUAAGUGCAUCAGAUGCAGACGAAGGUGUCAACGGAGAGGUUACAUAUGAAUUUAGCCGACUGUCUGAUAAAUCUCAGAAGCUUUUUUUACUAAAUGAGAAAACUGGAGAAAUAAGUGUGACAGGUAACAUUGAUUAUGAAGAGGGAUCGAAGUAUGAAGUGUUUGUUGAGGCCAAAGAUGGCUAUGGGCUAUCUUCAGAAGCAAAAGUGAUUAUUGAUAUCACUGAUGUAAAUGACAACGCCCCUUUGAUAUAUCUGAAAUCACUGACCAAUCCCAUACCUGAGAACGUGUCACCUGGUACAGAGGUGGGCAUCAUCAACGUGCAGGACAGAGACUCUGAGACUAACAGACAGGUCCGCUGCUCCAUUCAGCAAAACGUCCCUUUUAAGUUGGUUCCUUCUAUUAAAAACUAUUAUUCUCUGGUGACCACAGGACAACUGGACCGUGAACUAGUGUCUGAUUACAACAUUACAAUCACUGCCACUGACGAGGGCUCUCCACCUCUGUCCUCCUCUAAAACUGUUCAGUUAUCUGUAGCAGACAUCAACGACAACCCACCUGUGUUUGAGGAACAGUCCUACAGCGCUUAUGUGACUGAAAAUAACAAACCUGGCUCCACUUUAUGCUCCGUUACUGCUCGAGACCCCGACUGGAGACAAAACGGUACAGUGAUUUAUUCUCUGUUAGCUGGUGAGGUGAACGGUGCCCCGGUGUCCUCCUACCUAUCUGUUAACGGAGACACGGGGGUGAUCCACGCUGUGAGGUCGUUUGAUUAUGAACAGUUCAGGAGUUUUAAAGUCCACGUGAUGGCCAGAGACAACGGUUCUCCUCCGCUCAGCAGCAACGUGACCGUCAGUGUCUUCGUAUCGGACGUGAAUGACAACUCUCCUCAGAUACUGUACCCCGCCCCGGAGGGCAACUCCUUCAUGACCGAGCUGGUCCCCAAAGCUGCACACGGAGGCUCUCUGGUGUCCAAAGUGAUAGCGGUGGACGCGGACUCCGGACAGAACGCCUGGCUGUCCUAUCAUAUAGUCAAAUCCACUGAUCCGGGACUUUUCACUAUUGGUCUCCACAGCGGAGAGAUCAGGACACAGCGGGACAUUUCUGAAUCUGACAGCAUGAAACAGAACCUCAUUGUGUCAGUGAAAGAUAACGGACAGCCCUCUCUCUCUGCCACCUGUUCCAUGUAUUUACUUAUUUCUGAUAACUUGGCUGAGGUGCCAGAACUGAAGGAUAUUUCUUACGACGAGAAGAACUCCAAACUGACCUCUUAUCUGAUCAUCGCGCUGGUGUCUGUGUCCACCUUCUUCCUGACCUUCAUCAUCAUCAUCCUCGGUGUGAGGUUUUGUCACAGGAGAAAGCCCAGACUGUUGUUUGAUGGAGCAGUUGCCAUCCCCAGCGCUUACCUCCCUCCUAAUUACGCAGAUGUUGACGGCACAGGAACUUUACGCAGCACUUACAACUAUGACGCCUACCUGACAACAGGCUCUAGAACCAGUGACUUUAAGUUCGUGUCCUCUUACAAUGACAACACACUGCCUGCUGACCAGACUCUGAGGAAAAGUCCAUCAGACUUUGCUGAUGCGUUUGGCGAUUGUGAUGAUUCUCCUGAGGUAGGAACACAUUCGAUAUUUAAGUAA
Molecule: messenger RNA, 2421 nt
Organism: Anoplopoma fimbria (sablefish)
Lineage: Eukaryota; Metazoa; Chordata; Actinopteri; Perciformes; Anoplopomatidae
Product: protocadherin beta-15-like
Exons: 1
Coding region: 1-2421 (806 amino acids)
Biological process (GO): homophilic cell-cell adhesion
Cellular component (GO): plasma membrane
Molecular function (GO): calcium ion binding
Source: RefSeq, a predicted model, not a curated record